Molecule: messenger RNA, 694 nt
Organism: Quercus lobata
Lineage: Eukaryota; Viridiplantae; Streptophyta; Magnoliopsida; Fagales; Fagaceae
Product: methionine S-methyltransferase-like
Exons: 2
Coding region: 1-552 (183 amino acids)
Source: RefSeq, a predicted model, not a curated record
AUGCUGACUGGAGCAUUCAAAUUCAGGUUCCUUGUUCUAAACCAAACUCUCUUGGUUGACGCAUUUCAUAAUUUCCCUGGAUUAAGCAAACCUCAUAGUACUGUUGAAUAUGCUAUAAAGAAGUUGUUGGGUUUGGGAGAGCGGAAAUCAGGAGACGUAUUGGAUGGUGUUGGUGAACAGAUAAGGAAUUUGAGAAAGAGAUCUGGACGAUUAAAAGAGACACUUGAAAACUGUGGGUGGGAUGUUCUUGAAUCCUGCGCUGUUGUUUCCAUGGGGGCCAAGCCCUCUGCCUAUCUCAACAAGAUUGUUAAGCUCAAGAAAUCGCCUAAAGAUGGAGGAAGCACAGAAAAUGAUGCAACUUAUGAAGUCAAGCUUGAUGACAUAAAUAUCAGGGAAGCCAUCUUCAAAGUCACUGGUUUUUGCAUCAACAGCAGCUCAUGGACUGGGAUUCGUGGCUAUUGCAGGUUCGCAAUUGCUUUAGAAGAAAGCAAAUUUGAACGGGCAUUGGAUUGCAUUAUCAAAUUCAAAGAAUCAGUGCCUGAAUCACUCUGAUAUUGUCUCCAAGUUUAUUGUUUUCACAAAUUAAACAUCAUAAAAUAAACCAAUCUUGUUGUCAAUUCCAAUUCCACAGAACUUAAGUUGAGCUUUUUUUCCUCAAGUCAGCUCCAAUUGGGCUUGUUGUAAGUCCUGCAGA